Poeciliopsis prolifica (blackstripe livebearer) is the source of this 1980-nucleotide messenger RNA. It is a transcript of the gene tmem237b, whose product is annotated as transmembrane protein 237b. NCBI's taxonomy places the organism in Eukaryota, Metazoa, Chordata, Actinopteri, Cyprinodontiformes, Poeciliidae. The record is from RefSeq and is a predicted model, not a curated record. Gene Ontology annotation, biological process: cilium assembly. The coding region runs from base 290 to 1480 and encodes 396 amino acids. Gene Ontology annotation, cellular component: ciliary transition zone. The transcript has 13 exons.
UGUGAAUUUAUUGACGUGGAACAAAGCAAGGAUAACGAAUGAAUGCAGCAAAAAAGUUUAAAAGUCGUCGCUUUCUGAGCAACAAUGGGAAAAACCCCCCAGCCAAAUCCCACCAAAGCAUCAAGCAUAAACAGCCACUCUUGUGAUGCUCCGAGUCUUUUGGAAAAGGUUUAAAUCGCUUGACCUCUGCUCCGACUGAUCCUCCGUCUUGGCAGAUUUAGCUCGGGAUUUAUCUGUCAGGAUGUCGUGUGGUGGCUUCGCGUCGCUCUGAGUCGCGUUCUUGACCAAAAUGGCCAGAAAAACCACGCGAGGGCAGCGAGCCCUUCCCACCAUGUCCAGCCAAGACACAGCAGAUUUUCCAGCCCCGAAACGGAAAAAGAAGAAGCCGAGAAAAGACGCAAACGGAGAAGGAGACGUGGACGAUCAGGAAAUGGAGAUGGGAGGGCUGGGCAGCCGGAGGGCGUCCGAGGUCGGAGAUCACCCGACGCUCGAAGCCACGGCAGACGCUCCGACGCAGAGGAAGCGGAAGAAGAAGAAAGCCGUGUCCACAGAUCCGGAAGACAACCAGGCCGACCUGGUCAACGGAGACACAGGAGAUCAGACCACCGACGGGGAAGAAGUGGUGAAGAAAGUCAAAAAGAAAAGGAAGUCAAAGGUCGCAGAGUCGCCGCUUCCCGACGAGUUUUGCGUGGAAGAGGACGACAUCAUCAACGACAGCUGUUCGCCGAUCCCCCAGCAGGCCUUGUUCUCGGCGCCGCAGGGUCAGAGCCAGCCGGUCGGGAAGCUGUUUGUAGAGAGAACCAAGCGGUUCCAGGCCGCCGAGCGUUCCGACUGGAGGACGACGACGGGCGAGCAGAUGGACGGCUUGGCCGAGCCGCAGCACAUGCUGCCGCUCUGGACCACCAGAGACGUUUCCAUCCGAGUGCACGAAGGCUUCAGGGUGUUCGGCCUGUACUGCCACGGCUUCCUGGCCGGCUACGCCGUGUGGAACGUGGUGGUGGUCUACAUGCUGGCCGGGCAGCACCUCACCGCGCUGCGCAACCUGCUGGAGCAGUACCACGGCCUGGCCUACCCCUCGCAGGCCCUGCUCUACAUGCUGCUGGCCAUCUGCACCGUCGCCUCCUUCGACAGGGUGAACCUGGCUAAAGGUCCGGUGGCUCUGCGGCAGUUCAUCACUCUGGAUCCGGUGGCUCUGGCUUCGUUCUUGUAUUUCUCUGCUUUGAUCCUUUCUCUGAGUCAGCAGAUGACCAGCGAUCGGAUCAACCUCUACGCGUCCUCCAACUCGACGAUAUGGCCUCAAGGGUCGGAGCACCAGAUCCUCCACCCGUGGGUGACCAUCAACCUGGUGGUGGCUCUGCUGGUGGGCUUGGCGUGGAUCUUUAUCGCCACCAGGCCGGAGACAGACUACACCGAGGGUUAUCUGAGGGCGAUGGAGGUUGAGCCGGCAAGGCCGGAGGACAAGCCAGAAAUGACUGGCUGAAAAAAAAAAAAAAAACGGAGCAACCGUUAAUCUCUAAUAACUGCAGCUUUGUCGACAUCUGUGAUUGUAUUAGAGAUGAAUUUUUUAGUUGUUGUUUGUAUUUUUCAAACGUGCUUGUCUCUUAAAAUAUAGAGUUUAAAGUAAUCCAACGACGGCUUUUCUGUACGUCUGAUAAAAUAUGAGAUUUAUGAAAUGAAAUCCACCAGAUGUCCAGAUCCAUUUUUUUUUUUAAGUUUCUUUUUUUGUUUUGUUUUUUCACUCACAAAUAUAGGUCAAAUAUAUGACCACUUUAUUUUCUUCAUAUUCUUCUAGUUAUUUAAUUUGAUUGGUGUUUUUUAGUCCCAACACUCCAUCCAAUAGGGAUCAAGAUAUUUAAACACAUUGUUUACGUUGAAAUAUUUUAAUUUGUACAAAUAAAGGUGUUAUGAGUUGUAGAUGAUUUUCAUUAUUGGAAGAAAAUGUCAAGAUAAACUAAUUAAAUAAAUAAAUCCCUGAACUCA